AAUUAUUACGAAACCUUUUACCACACAUUCGGCACACCUCGAAGCCGCGGGACCAUUUUAUCGAGUGCGUAAAAAGCCAAAAACUCACGCAUUUCACCACACACACCGAAGUGACGGACCUUUGAAGUAAACACUGAAAACUCCCGGCAUUGCGUACGGCGAACAUAAACAAUCCAUUUUGUUUUAAUGUCGAAUUUCACAACUUUCCGUACGCUAGCUGCAUUCGGACGAAACGUUUUCGGUCGCUCUCAGUAUUGUGCAGUGUUUCCAAAUCAAGUAAGUAAUUCGCUAAAACAACACUAAACGCACCUGUUAUGGUUUCGGCGAAAAGUGUCCUUCUGUCCCUAGCGGGUGCAUUAAUAGCAUACGGUGCGAAUCGGUUCUACAGUCAGUCUACGGCAACACACGGAUCGCUCGACGGCACGAUGGAAGACUACAAGAACGCAAAGUCGGUGUAUGACUUCACCGUAAAGGACUCGCAGGGGGCCGAUGUUAGCCUGGAGAAGUACCGCGGCAAGGUGCUGCUCAUCGUCAACAUUGCCUCGCAGUGCGGCCUAACCAAGGGCAACUAUGCCGAGCUGACGGAGCUAUCGCAAAAGUACGCGGACAAGGACUUUAAAAUUCUUUCCUUCCCGUGCAAUCAGUUCGGUGGCCAGAUGCCGGAAGGUGAUGGUGAGGAGAUGGUGUGCCAUUUACGUUCGGCCAAGGCAGAGGUUGGAGACGUUUUCGCUAAGAUCAAGGUGAACGGUGACGAAGCGGAUCCGUUGUACAAGUACCUAAAGCACAAGCAGGGUGGCAUUUUGGGUGAUUCCAUUAAGUGGAACUUCUCCAAGUUCCUGGUGAACAAGGACGGGCAGCCGGUGGAUCGCUACGCACCGACCACGUCACCCAAGAGUAUCGUUAAGGAUAUCGAUAAGCUGUUGGAAGCGUAGAAGGGGAAGGUACUCGUUACACCAGUAUUGCUACCGGCACCCGCGUUCACAUCACGAGCUACGACGAUAAGCAUUUAAAUUCGUGUCUGUUUCGCUUUCCUUCCUGCACUACCUUUCCUUCUAUCCUCUCUAGCAUGUGCUUUGUAGUUGAAGAAAUAAACAUUCGCGUGUUUUGAUGUGCGCGAUUCCUCCCGUA
Molecule: messenger RNA, 1128 nt
Organism: Anopheles stephensi (Asian malaria mosquito)
Lineage: Eukaryota; Metazoa; Arthropoda; Insecta; Diptera; Culicidae
Product: probable phospholipid hydroperoxide glutathione peroxidase
Exons: 4
Coding region: 315-932 (205 amino acids)
Biological process (GO): response to oxidative stress
Molecular function (GO): glutathione peroxidase activity
Source: RefSeq, a predicted model, not a curated record